Humulus lupulus (European hop) is the source of this 1275-nucleotide messenger RNA. RefSeq names its product phosphoglycolate phosphatase 2. The transcript has 11 exons. The coding region runs from base 125 to 1036 and encodes 303 amino acids. The record is from RefSeq and is a predicted model, not a curated record. Gene Ontology annotation, molecular function: phosphatase activity. Lineage: Eukaryota; Viridiplantae; Streptophyta; Magnoliopsida; Rosales; Cannabaceae.
AAGCAAAGCAUAUUCUAUUUUGAAUAAAUAAUUAAGAAAAAUAAUUAAAAGGAAAUGCAUAUAAAUCUACUAAAGUCUCAAUACUAAACUACUACUGCUGCUUACUCUGAAAGCCAAAUCCAAAAUGAACUCUGCUUCUCCUUCAACUCUCCAACUCUCUGCUCACAACAUCGGAGAGCUCAUCGAUUCCGUCGAUGCUUUUCUCUUCGACUGCGAUGGUGUCAUCUGGAAGGGAGACUCCCUCAUCGAUGGCGUCCCACACACACUUGAGUGGCUUCGAUCGAAGGGAAAGAAGCUCGUGUUUGUUACCAACAACUCCACAAAAUCAAGGAGCCAAUACGCCAAAAAGUUCCAAUCCCUCGGCAUUCCAGUCAACCAGGAUGAGAUAUUCUCUUCCUCAUUUGCAGCCGCAAUGUUCUUGAAAGUCCGUCAAUUCCCCCAAGAUAAGAAGGUCUAUGUUAUAGGCGGAGAAGGGAUAUUAGAGGAGUUGCAACUAGCUGGAUUUACAGGUCUUGGUGGCCCAGAAGAUGGCGAAAAGACAGUAGAGUUUAAACCAGAUUCUCUCUUUGAACACGAUAAGAGUGUAGGAGCAGUUGUAGUUGGAUUAGACCCACGUAUCAACUAUUACAAGCUUCAAUAUGGAACUCUAUGCAUUCGCGAGAAUCCAGGAUGCUUGUUCAUUGCCACCAACCGAGACUCAGUGGGCCAUAUGACUAAUUUACAAGAGUGGCCAGGUUCCGGGUGCAUGGUUGCGGCCAUUUGUGGAUCAACUGAGAAGGAGCCUAUUGUAGUUGGAAAACCGUCCACUUUCAUGAUGGACUUUUUGUUAGAAAGAUAUAAUUUAAGCACCUCCAGAAUGUGUAUGGUUGGUGACAGAUUAGACACUGAUAUUUUGUUUGGACAGAAUGCUGGCUGUAAAACUCUCCUCGUUCUUUCAGGUGUGACAACUCUCCCAACCCUUGAAGAUCCUUCAAAUACUAUCCAACCCGAUUAUUAUACUGACAAGGUGUCCGACAUUUUUGAGUUGAUGCCUUAAUGGGAGGGACUCCGAUCUGGUGAUAAUUAUUCUAAUAUUCUUCUCACCAAUAUUAUCUAUGAAUAAUGUCUGAAAAUGUGAAGUGCAGCCUUUUAAAAGUUGCUGUGCUCAAGGAACUAAUAAUUGUUUUGGUAUUGAAUAUCGAUCCUGUUAAACUUUUUAACUUAAUAUUUUUCAUGGUCUCAUGGUGAUUGUCUUUUUUCUUUCUGGAGAUAAUAGUGAUAAUCUUUUGGCUUAUU